AGCCUCUAAAUUGCUCCUCAUCCUAGUCACUAACCUGGGAACAGGACGGAGACGAGUGCAUAUCAUGUUUAGCCGCUGGCGCCGUACUUGCUCGCUGUUCCUCAAUUGUCAUUAUUCCUAGCCCGGUACAUUUCCGGCCAACUUACAUCUAACCAUUGUUUAUCUGCCUUUUUUUCUCCGCGGUUGAUCUUCUCCUUACCCUCUGUCGGGUUAAUUCAUUUUAGAGCGCCUGCGAACUUGACUUGAAGUCUAUUUUUCUCAACGCAAUUCGGCCCUCCAUCAUAGGCCACCUUCGUUUACCGAUGACCAACUCAUCAACGGCCAGCGAUCCCGUGAUCGCCUGUACAAAACCUUCUUUCGAUACAGCAAAGCAACCUUCCCCGGGUUUCAAUACUACCUCAUCAACCACCCGUGAGCCGGAGACUGUCAGCACGAGUGGCUCCAACAAGAUCUUCCGAACCCGGGGCAUUUUCAAUAGAGUACUCCUAUUCACAACCGCGGCCGCCGUCGCAUGGGUGGCUUGGGCAGCCUCCCAUCGGGGUGACUGCUCUCUCGUCUCGGGCGAGAUCGAUGGCUGGCGGUACGAGUACCGUGCUCCGGGCGGCAAUUGUGAUACUUCCCUCUCCCGGCACAUCCUCGAGUCAGCAAUUCGCCAUUAUCUUUCGAAAGAUGAAAAUAGCAACAGAGCAUGUGACACGCAGUGUUUGUCGAUGGACCAGGGGCAAUCUCUUAAGGGUCACGUGAAGAUUGGAAAGGCGGAGGUCUUCAAUGCCUCCGCCUAUUGUUGGCCGACAUGGGAUUUGGAAGGUUGCGGUUUGAAAGCAGCAAACGACUUUUGAGAGAGGGCUCCGGGGGUAAUUCGAAUAAUGUGUAGGAGAACUAGGUGUGUGAAAAAAGGCUUCGUGAUGAUUACUUUCUAGUUUGUUGUGCUGCACAAAAGAAGGCUCAAGUCUGGGGAGUCGUAGUGUACCUGGCUCUCGGCUAGGGUUAGGAAUGGGACUGGAUAGAGGGAGCCUUUUUUUUUUACUUGGUACAUUCGCAUUAGCUCUAUUUGAAGCCAUCUUUACACCAUA
Messenger RNA from Aspergillus japonicus CBS 114.51, 1073 nucleotides. RefSeq lists its product as uncharacterized. The transcript has a single exon. The coding region runs from base 303 to 839 and encodes 178 amino acids. The record is from RefSeq and is a predicted model, not a curated record. Lineage: Eukaryota; Fungi; Ascomycota; Eurotiomycetes; Eurotiales; Aspergillaceae.